Messenger RNA from Diversispora eburnea, 946 nucleotides. NCBI's taxonomy places the organism in Eukaryota, Fungi, Glomeromycota, Glomeromycetes, Diversisporales, Diversisporaceae. The record is from the annotation of a GenBank genome assembly.
UCUCCAGUUUCUCCGGUCUUAUCAGUAACUCCACAAAUGCCUACUCUAUCAAUGAAUAGUCACGAUAGCACUGACUAUGUAAAUCUAGAGCAGACGCAAAGUGCUAUUAUUGCAAAUGCAAUGGAGCUACACUCCUCUCCCGAAGUUAAUUCUAAUAAUAUCUCUGUCUCUGAACGGAUAGUCUCACACAUUUCUGGACAGAAAAAUAACCAAUCAAAAUCUCAGAAUGCAUCUUCUGGCUUGCUCCAAAUUUCCAUCUCACAGAGUAAAGAUGACCUUGCGUCCGAAUUGGAUCAAUCAGAGAUAAAGUCUCCUUGUCCUGACCCUCAAUCGUCUACUAAUCAAGUACAGGCACAAAGUGGAAUUUCUCCUGAACUAAGUAUCACCCCCCCUAAAAUAGCGGAAGCUAGUACAUUGGUGCUAAAAAUUCCCUAUAAUCAGAAAGUAGAACGGGGAUUAAGACGUGAAAUAUCUGUUUGUGACCAAGACAAUAGUAAUGAAAUUAAUACACCUUGUGCACAGAUCGGACAAAGUUCGUGUAUUCCGAACAUUGCAUCUGAUAAUACAUUUGACGUACAAAUUCCUGAAUUUUUUUUAGAGACGAUUUUAACAGGAUCUGAUAAAGUUACGGCUCAAAAUAUAGUUGACCUAUUUAAUAUAGCGAUGAAAAUUAGACAAAAAGAGAUUUUAUACUGGCAUUGUUACUAUAAAGCAUAUGAGGAUAGAAUUAGGAAUAUCAGGUCUAUAAAUAAAAUUAAUGACAAAUCUGCGAGGAUGUUGGUAUAUAAUGAAAUUAAAUCACUUCUGCCUGAUAUUACUGAUACUAAUACAGAGGUAAGUAUGCCUUCCACAUCUCGACCUGAAAAGGUUAUAUUGGAAACUGUAGGAAGUGUAUUAGCGAAAAAUAUAUCUCCAGAAACUAAGAUCCCAUUCACGCCUCAGAUAA